GUCUCGCGGCUGAUCGAGCUGUCACUUGGCCACCGUCGGUUUUGAGGAGAGUAAGGCAGCCAAGAAACGCAAGAACGAAUCAGCUGUCUGUAGUGGGGGGACAAAAAGAUAGAAAUUGUCAAGACCAUGAAACCGACUGAUUAAGGCUCUAUUAGCAGUUUGGGUUGGAUUUCGUUUCAUGUGUUCAACUCAAUGACGUAGCAAAUCUAUUUGAUACAAUCAAGGUUAGCGGCUCGUUCGCUCGAGAGAGGGUUGUGUCAUUGAGCAAGCAGGACACGUCAGGAGAGGAGAGAAAAGCUAGCUAACUCUAUUAGCCGAAAGCCAUAUAAGUAGAACUCAUAUCGCCUUAUAAGAUAGCCUGUCACGGUUUUUUUCCAAGUAUCGCAAGCAACCACAAAACGGAUCUCGACUGACUCGCCGCCUGGAUCAAGGAUAACAGCGAGAAGACGUACCGAUCACGGGAUAGCAUAUUUGUGUGCGGGGCUGACAAAUGGGGGAUUACGGGUUCGGAGUCCUAGUACAAAAUAACACCGGCAACAAGUCCGCUUUCCCGGUCCGAAUCCACCCGCACCUGCAGGCCCCGCACCACCACCAGAAUGCGUCCCAGAGCCCCGCCUACAUAAACAGCACGACCACCGCGGGGAAUGGCACAAGCAGCGGCGGAGGCGGCUCGCCCUGGCUGUUCCCCGCCACCAGCGGCCACAGCAGCAUGCAGGAUGAGUUGCUGGGCCCGGAGAAGGUGAAAGGUCAGCCGCAGGAGAUGCAAGAGGAAAAGCAACAGUCCCCGGGGAGCCACCAGGAGACGGGUCUGAUCUCGGAGCUCGAAAAGGCGAGAGGGGUGGGGGUGGGGGAGGAGGGUAAGGUCGAUGGCAGCCCCUCGGACAGCGGCUCUGGGAAGGAAAAGCUGCGUCUGGAGUCUCCUGUGCUGACGCCUUUUGACUACCAGGACGCAUCCGGCCUGGGGCCCCCCGCCCCGUCCAGCACCUCCUCCUCGCUGGCGGGGUUCAACAACUGGUCGGCUGCCAUCCCCCCGGCUCCGUCCACCAUCAUCAACGAGGACGUGAGCUUCUUCAACCCGGCUGCCUCUGCCAGCAACGGCCAGCUGCUGUUCCAGAACUUUUCUCACCACGUCAGUCCAGGCUUCGGGGGCAACUUCUCCCCCCAGAUUGGGCCGGCACUCUCCCAGCACCACCCCCCGCCCCACCCCCACUUCCAGCACCCCCACCCCCAGCACCAACAGCACCGGCGCUCCCCUGCUAGUCCCCACCCGCCCCCCUUCCCCCACAGGAACGCACCCUUCAGCCAGCUGCCCCACCUGUCCAAUAACCUGAACAAGCCCCCCUCCCCCUGGGGCAGCUACCAGAGCCCCUCGCCCUCCCCCUCCUCCACCUCUUGGAGCCCUGGGGGGGGCUACGGGGGCUGGGGGGGCUCCCAGGGGAGGGAGUACCGGCGGGGGCUGAAUGGGGGCAUGACCCCCCUCAACUCCAUCUCCCCCCUGAAGAAGACCUUCCCUAACAACCACGUGGUAUCCCAGAAGUACUCCCGGACCAGCCCCGGCUUCAACCCCAAGUCCUGGAUGGACGACAGUGUUGGCCGCAGCGACAACAUCUUCCCCUUCCAGGAGCGGAACAGGUCUUUUGAUGGCUUCAACAUGCAUUCUCUGGAGAACUCUCUGAUCGACAUCAUGAGGGCCGAGCAGGACACCCUGAAAGGUCGUCUGGGAUUUCCACACCCGGGUGGGGACAACCCUCUGCCCAUCAAUGGCCACUCCUCCCUGUUCCCCAUGGAGGAUGGUUUCCCUGACGACGACCGUGGCGAGCAAGGGCUGGGGGGGCUGGGUGGGGGCUGUUUCCCCCACCAGAACGGAGAACGCGUGGAACGCUACUCACGCAAGGUCUUCGUCGGAGGACUACCCCCUGAUAUUGACGAAGAUGAGAUCACGGCCAGUUUCCGUCGUUUUGGACAUCUGUUUGUGGACUGGCCUCACAAGGCCGAGAGCAAGUCCUACUUUCCCCCUAAAGGCUAUGCCUUCCUGCUGUUCCAGGAGGAGAGCUCAGUGCAGGCCCUGAUAGACGCCUGCAUCGAGGAGGACGGAAAGCUGUACCUCUGCGUCUCCAGCCCCACUAUCAAGGACAAACCUGUUCAGAUCCGGCCCUGGAACCUGAAUGACAGUGACUUUGUGAUGGACGGCUCUCAGCCCCUUGACCCUCGCAAGACCAUCUUUGUGGGGGGGGUGCCACGCCCUCUUCGUGCAGUGGAGCUAGCUAUGAUCAUGGACCGUCUGUAUGGAGGGGUGUGUUACGCCGGCAUCGACACCGACCCAGAGCUCAAGUACCCUAAGGGGGCGGGGCGUGUGGCCUUCUCCAAUCAGCAGAGCUACAUUGCCGCUAUCAGCGCCCGAUUCGUCCAGCUGCAACAUGGAGAGAUAGAUAAACGGGUGGAAGUGAAGCCAUACGUCCUGGACGACCAGCUGUGUGACGAGUGCCAGGGCACGCGCUGUGGGGGCAAGUUUGCUCCUUUCUUCUGCGCCAACGUCACCUGCCUGCAGUACUACUGUGAGUACUGCUGGGCCGCCAUCCACUCCCGUGCCGGCCGCGAGUUCCACAAGCCCCUGGUGAAGGAGGGGGGAGACAGACCCCGGCACAUCUCCUUCCGCUGGAACUGAGGAGGAGGAGAGGGGAGACAGAGAGAGGCAGAGGGAGGGAGGGGGAGAGAGAGGAGUGGGGAGACGUUAGGAAUCGCAGAAUCAUUGUACAAAAUAAAUGCACUUUUCUGUUGCUGGUUCCUUUUUAGACCUAAUUUGGAAAGAUUUUAAUUUUGGAGGUAAUAUAUACAUAUAUAUAUUUUAAAGAUAUAAUUUUACCUUUAUUUUAUGCAGUUUGAUUUUAUAUAUUUUAUUAGUGCACAAGAUUGGCCUUUUUCCAAUGCCUCCCUGAUGCAGAGGGUGGUGAGUUGGGGGGGAGGCUUGCGUUGGGAUGUAGCUGCAGUGACCCCGCGGCGUUGACCAGGGCAGGGAAGGUUGUAGCUGUGAUUAGAGCUCUCUCUUCCUGUAGAAAGUGUGCGUUUGUGCGCGUGUGUGUGUGUGUGCGUGCGUGUGUGCGUGUGUGUGGACUCGGGACGGGCCAGAACCACAGCUCACAGACAUGGAAAAGAGCGGGUUCUCCCGCAAUCGCUUCAAUCCUUGAAGCCUUUUUGUUUUGUUUUGUUUUUUAUUCUAGAUAUACAUAUAAACCUAUAUAAGAGACCAUGCUAAUAUUUAAUGUUACUUGACGAUCGUUUAAAAAACAAACAAACAAGAGUUUGGGUUUAAUCUCCAUUUUGACAUGCAAAAACUAAUACCUCAAGCUUAGCUGCUAGCGUGCUGAUUGGUCAGACAGAGACGGACAGCUGGGCUCUUUCUCCCAUUGGAUCAUAACUGUAGGGGGGCGGGGCCAGCACAGGCACCGUUUCAGACAUUGCUUCGUCACUUCCUUAUUUUUGUAAUCCAACCAGGAUGGUGGUGGAGUUGAGUAAACAGUAAAGUUGUGGAAAGAAGAGUAGAGUACAGUAAAGUACAGUAGAAUUAAAGUAAAGCAGUGUCUGACCAGGGGAAUGUAUGAUGCUGGAGGACUUUAAGACCCAGAUAACCGGCCAGUAUAGAGACAUUAAACUUGCAACCAACCAACAUGUUUUAGACCUUGUUAGAGGGUUCUGGGUUCUAGAUCCCGUUAGAGGGUUCAGGGUUCUAGACCCAGGUAUCUUGGAGUAAAGGGCCAGCUAUUUCUCAGAAAUAGAGGAAAAGGCCCUGAUUCUUUUUUUUAAAUGCAGUCUUGCAAUUGAGCCCACUUUCCUAUUUUGACACCUCCUAAAGAUUAUCAGUGUCUUCUCUGGCCCUUGUUCCAAUCCUGCAGGAGAGGAGAGGAGGAUGCUGACGUCUGGUUUAGUCAUCAACACUUAUCCCUUUGAGGAGGGGACCUGUUUCCCCUUCUGUCCCCACCCAGCCAACUCAGCCAGUGUUUCUAAGCAUAAAUGAAGAUUCUCAAUAUUAUUGUUGUCAUCAUUAUCGGUAGUGGUAGGACGGGUGUAAUAUUACUUCAUCACCAAGGGCCCUGACGUAUGUGGCCCCGUGCAGUUCAGAGUGCCUCCACCAGGUGGCAGAGUAGAGCAUGAUCCUGGAGACCUAUGACUGCCUUUGCUGCAGCACCCAGUCAUACCGUACAUCACUUCCUAUCUGUGGAUUUUUUUUUAUCGUUAUGUUUUUUUUCUAUGGUUUAUUUCUCUCGUUUGGCUCCACCCAUGUCCUUCACUAUGGCCAGGUGGGCUCCUGUACACCAAAGACUGGCCCUGGAUCCUGUUUAGCAGACAGACAGACACGCAGGCAGGCAGACACAGGCAAAUGAAGUAGGCAGUCAGUGGAUGGGUCCUUCUGCCUGGCAGUGAGACAGGAGAAGUGUGAGGCCGGCCAGUAGUUCUCAGCCCAGUAAAAGACGUCUGACUGGGGAGCUGCUGGUCUGGUCGUUCUUCUGCGUGUCCUGCUAGCCAUCAAACCCAGGUCCUCCUGCCUACUGGCCCAUUGUGAAGAACCUGGGCUCAGGGCUGUGAUAUAGACACUCUAGACAGUACAGUCACUCACUUGAGACAGUCUGCUAGACCUGCAGUCUUAUCUGCACUCUGGAGUGAGGUUUAUAGUCUAUCUGCAAUGUAUGGGGUGUAUAGUUUUUCUACACUCUUUAGAGACUGUAGUCUUAUCUACACACUAGAGAGUAUGUAGUCUCUCUAUACUCUCUAGAGACAGUUUAUAGUCUAUCUACUCUCAUUAGAGUGUCUGUAGGACAGAAGUCCAUCUACACUCUGUAGACAGUCUGGGCCUGUUGCACCUCUUCCAGGAAAUAGUUAGCGUGACGGGUGAACAUUUUAGAAGACAAAAACACUUUUUUGAUGAAUUUGAUGUUAAAGAGGAAGAAAAAGAAUAUAAGAUUAUUUUAUACAUGGCCUGCUGAUUUUGGUGCAGUGUUUUCUAGCUAAAUUAUUUUGUCAUGCACAUACAAACAUUUAUUAUGCACUACUUUUCUAAAUCUCUUUUCUUUCAGACAGUCAUUUUAGGCACAUUUUUCACAAAAUGGGAAAACUCCUUUUUGCAAUACCUCAAUUUUUCACAUUGUGAAAGGUAGCUUUUGUACUUUUGUUACUGAGAGAUCUGCAUAUAUGGACAUUUUCAUUUAAAAGAGAAAUGUUUAGUGAUUUCGAUAUAUAUUAUUUUCAAUUAUGCUUUUUAUACAUUUCAGUGCUGAGGGAUCUUUACAAUUAAAAGUGCGCACUUGUGUUGUUGCGAUGUCUACCCUGCAGAGAGGGGAGAGACUGGAAAGUGGGUCUCACCAGGCCUCAACCGGUCUCACCCGGCCUCGGUCGCCCUCUAGAAGAUUCUAGAAGUGGUACAGCAUGGCCAGGACCAGCUGUCCUCUCAUAUUAGUGUUGUGGUCUGGAGACAUGGCCGUCCUGGUGGCAGGAUGGCGGAUUAUCGGUAUCUCUAAGUACCCACUCCGUCACCGGAACAUACUAUUAUAAGGAGAAUGCAAAUUCAACACAGGUCUAUGUAUAGGUUGGGCCUCGUAUCACAAGAAUGGAUGUUUGGUGUUUAGGUAUUUUAACAUUUGAAAAUAUAUAUUCUUGAACUUGCCAACUAGCUCCUAUUGUAAUCCUUAGCAUGCAUGAAAAAGACCAAUGAUACGUGAAUUAGCUAUUGAAAAUUGACUGUUGUGGUUGUGCACCAAAUGUUUCUCAAAUAUAAUUUGUUAAGGGCAACCCCCCACCCCUCCCCUGUACUACCCCCCAUCCUCUAACAAUCCACUCGCCUCAACCCACCCCCCAUACUUAACACUCAGCAGGAUGAUGCACAGAAAACAAAGACAAUAAAGAUAAAAAAUAAACUAAGACAUGAACUGGGUAGGACUAGCAUCCUAUAGGACACUGUUGAACAGACUCGAUCACUCACCCCAGUGCUCGGGAAAGGCUCUGCCAUGUUGAGAGAAGGGGAACUUUAAAACUUGAAUGUGGUAAAUGUUGCAAGUUAACUCGGAGUUGUUAUGUGCAAUACUUCUUUUGAACCUUUUUCCAGAUAAAGACUCUUUGCAAUGUAAUUCUUUAAUGCCAUUUUUAAUUGCAGACAUUUAAAGAAGAUGUUGAUAUGUUUUUCACAGUCAUUUUCUACUGUUAUCGUAAUCCUUUUCAUGCUGGUGUUUGUAAAAAAGAAAAAAAGAAAUCAAACUAUUUGUACUAAUAUAAAUAAUUGAAGUUAUUUUUAAAACAUUUAAAGGUUUUGUGCUCAUUUGCUUAUUUUGUUUAUUUCAAGCUACUGUGAUUGAUUGCAUUGUAAUUAUUAGGUCAAUAAUGUAUUUAGCUGUUCAUUGGUAUAUUUUUAAUUGGAAUGUAUAAUUACUUUUUAUAAUUUUGAUCAGAUUUAUGUUAUAUUUUUAAGGUGAAGCUUUUAAUAUGUUAAAGUGACUAGUUUUUACUAAUUGCUAUAUUGUGCUCCACAAUAUAUGGUUCUCAUUUUCUGAAGGAAAAUAAAUAUUUAAAUAUUUGUCUGUUAAUGAUGUCACUUAAUGGCGAAAUUUCAAUAGUUUUUAACUGUGUACGGGAAGGUUGUUGUAUUUAUUCUUAGCAUUUUCUACCUAGAUACCACCUUCAUUUUUAUUAUCAUUUCACUUUAUAAGUUCCUAUUUUUGUAUUUUCUUUUCUUAUUAAGUUAUGUAAUAUGAAAUGUCCACAUUUUUAGGAGUUGGUCUGUUGAAGUACUAGUGAAA
This is a messenger RNA of Hypomesus transpacificus, 6782 nucleotides long. RefSeq names its product cytoplasmic polyadenylation element binding protein 4b (gene cpeb4b). The coding region runs from base 491 to 2665 and encodes 724 amino acids. The record is from RefSeq and is a predicted model, not a curated record. Gene Ontology annotation, molecular function: mRNA 3'-UTR binding; translation factor activity, RNA binding; mRNA regulatory element binding translation repressor activity. Gene Ontology annotation, cellular component: nucleus; neuron projection; synapse. Lineage: Eukaryota; Metazoa; Chordata; Actinopteri; Osmeriformes; Osmeridae. The transcript has 10 exons. Gene Ontology annotation, biological process: negative regulation of cytoplasmic translation.